Molecule: messenger RNA, 954 nt
Organism: Mus caroli (Ryukyu mouse)
Lineage: Eukaryota; Metazoa; Chordata; Mammalia; Rodentia; Muridae
Product: olfactory receptor 52P1-like
Biological process (GO): G protein-coupled receptor signaling pathway
Cellular component (GO): plasma membrane
Molecular function (GO): G protein-coupled receptor activity; olfactory receptor activity
Source: RefSeq, a predicted model, not a curated record
AUGGCAGGGAAUGCUAUGUGUCAACAUAUUACAUCUUUCUUCCUGGUUGGUAUUCCUGGGUUGGAAAAUUUUCACUGCUGGAUUGGCAUCCCUGUCUGUUUUCUGUUUGCACUGACCCUGCUGGGGAACAGCAUAAUCCUUGCUACUGUCAAGCUGGAGCCAGGUCUCCACCAGCCUAUGUAUUUCUUCCUUUGCAUGCUGGCAAUGAAUGACAUGUGUCUCACCUGUUCUACAGCUCUGAAAAUGCUUGGCAUCUUCUGGUUUGACGCACACUGGAUCAACUUUGAUGUCUGUCUAACUCAAAUGUAUUUUAUCCAUACCCUGUGCAUCAUGGAGUCAGCCAUCCUAGUAGCCAUGGCAUUUGACAGCUUUGUGGUCAUUUGCAUCCCACUGAAUUAUACAUCAAUCCUGACAACAUCUAUGGUGACUAAACUGGGUCUUGUUUGCCUAAUCAGUGGUGUGAUUUUGACUUUGCCAUGUCCUUUUCUGAUUAAGAGGCUGCCUUACUAUAUAGACUAUGUCAUCCCUCAUGCCUACUGUGAGCACAUGGCUGUGGUGAAAUUGGCAAGUGCCAACACUCUUAUUAACAGAGUAUAUGGAAUCUCAGUAGCUCUUUCAAUAAUAAUAGUGGAUGUAGGACAAAUAGGAACAUCCUAUGUAAAAAUCCUCCAGUCAGUGUUUCGGCUCUCUUCCCAGAAUGCCCACUCUAAAGCCCUGGACACCUGUGCAGCGCAUGUCUGCACUAUCCUUGUCUCCUAUAUACCUGCAUUGUUUAGCUUCCUAACUCACUGCAUUGGCAAGAAUGUACCUCUAAGUAUGCACAUCAGUGUUGCCAGUGUGUACCUUUUAGUACCUUCUGCGGUUAAUCCAGUGGUGUUUGGUGUCAAGACCAAACAGAUUCAUGAUCGAGUGAUAGAUCUUUUCUUUACACACAAGAAACACCCUGAAAAGUAA